Messenger RNA from Micropterus salmoides (largemouth bass), 1092 nucleotides. Its product is annotated as translation initiation factor IF-3, mitochondrial-like. Gene Ontology annotation, molecular function: translation initiation factor activity; ribosome binding. The coding region runs from base 88 to 939 and encodes 283 amino acids. Gene Ontology annotation, cellular component: mitochondrion. Gene Ontology annotation, biological process: mitochondrial translational initiation; ribosome disassembly. Lineage: Eukaryota; Metazoa; Chordata; Actinopteri; Centrarchiformes; Centrarchidae. The record is from RefSeq and is a predicted model, not a curated record. The transcript has 4 exons.
AUUAAAUGAAGAAGAAGAUGACGGAAAGAGACACAGGAAUCAACCUGCAACAGAGAGAGCAUGAGUGAACGACAUUGAACUACAAACAUGUCUGCAGGUUGUGUGAGGUGGAUGCUAAGCCGUACAGUGAGAGCUGUGUGUGGCGGCAGCCCUGGCUACUCGACAGCAGCAUGUCGAUUAAGCAUAUGCAGUGAAAGAUCUAACGCCAUUGCUUCCUCCUGGAGAUGGUCUCCAUUCUCCACUGCUGUAGAUGACACAGAACAGACUCCUGCACCCAAGAAAAAAAAGCAGGAUCCCCGAACUCAUGGCACAAUCAACACUGUUGGCCGCAAGAUCCCGGAGCGUCAGAUACAGGUGAUAAGUGACACAGGUGAGAACCUGGGCACCAUGCACCGUGCAGAUGUGAUCAGAAUCAUGGACGAGCAGGGUCUCAAAUUGGUGCUGCUCAGUGAACACAAAGAUCCCCCCGUCUACCGGCUGAUGAGUGGUAAACAGAUCCACGAAGAGCAGCUGAAACUGCGAGAGAAACAUAAAGCAAAAGCAGCCCCUGUCCAGGUGAAAGAGCUCACAUUUUCAUCUGGCAUCGCAGCUCAUGACCUCAGCACCAAGCUGAAGCAAGUGGAGAGCUGGCUGGAGAAGAAGCACCAUGUUAGAAUUACUCUGCGGUCAGGACGUGGGGCACCUGCAGUCGACCUGGACACAAAUCUGGAGCAGAUAGUGCAACAAAUGGAGGUAAUGGUAGGAUUUGUUUCCAAGCCAAAAGCCAUACGUGACGGUCGAGCAGCCAUGUGCAUCCUCCGACCACCUUCAGCAAAGGAACUGUCACAAAAAGAGAAGAAUAAGACUGCAGAUUUGCAGACUGCCAAAUCCAGCUUGAAAGCCGCUGAGAGCACAACUUCCCCUGUUGGCAACAUGGACACGACAGAGGGCUCUAUAUAGCAGUGAUCUGAUGGAAAUAAAACAAUUUCACCAAAGCAAAUUGAAUACAGAUUGGUGUAAAUAUGUUAAUCAGACUCUACUUGUAGUGUAUUAUGUAGGUGUUUAACAGAGUUUGGUAUAAUAUAAAGAUAAUAAAAGGAUGAGCAAGGGUCA